Molecule: messenger RNA, 1038 nt
Organism: Cryptotermes secundus
Lineage: Eukaryota; Metazoa; Arthropoda; Insecta; Blattodea; Kalotermitidae
Product: non-structural maintenance of chromosomes element 3 homolog
Exons: 6
Coding region: 165-875 (236 amino acids)
Cellular component (GO): nucleus
Source: RefSeq, a predicted model, not a curated record
GUAUACCACAGGAAAAUUGCACUGAUUGCGUACUGUAGGCACAAUUCGUGAAUUCAACUUUUGAAGAAGCUGAGGGAACACGAAGAGAAUGGAGGAUUUGAUGUUCUCACUGCGGUAGUUAUGAAGAGUUCUGUCUUCUGGAAUAUGACGCCAUAUAGUAAAGAAUGGCAUCCCAGUCUUCUCAAGGGAGUAAACUUUCAAGUCAAGAGCAGAGUGCUCUGAUCAGUGAUAUAGUGCUGUACAUCUUAUCUCAGGAUCAUACCAAGUAUCCUAUCAAGCGACAGGACAUUGUAAAAAAUGUUCUGAAAACUCACGGAAGACACUACAAACAUAUUAUGAAUGAAGCAGCACAUGUACUGACAGAGAUUUUUGGAAUGAAGUUGGUGGAGAUUGAGCACAGCUCAAAUAUGAAGCAAUAUAUUCUUGUAAACAAUGAACAGUUUUUGAGAGAUGUGAGUGAUUUGAAGUGGCCAGAAGAGGUGGAAGCACAGCAAGUGCUUCUAAUGCUGUUGCUGUCGUUAAUUUUCAUGAGUGGUGGUGUAGUGAAAGAAGAAGUUAUGUCGAGUUUCCUAACUAGGCUGGGUAUUAUGAAUGGCAGAAAGUCUCAUGAAUACUUUGGUGACGUGUGGAAGUUGUUAACUGUGGAAUUUGUGCGUCAAAUGUAUGUAGAAUAUGUUCGUAUUCCUGAGUCGAACCCCCCAAAGUAUGAGUUUCGGUGGGGCCAUCGAGCCAAAGGAGAAGUAUCUCGGCGUGAACUCCUUAAUUUUGUGAGUUUGGUUUAUGGUUGUGAUCCAAAAAACUGGGUUACACAGUACCAGGAGGUGUUACAGGCUGAAAGUGAAAAAGAAAAGAAACGUGAAGAAGAUGGGAAGUGAUUGGUAAUGUUUGAAGGUCUCCACAUAAUAAACAUAUCCAUAUAAGUAUCACAUCUGUCCUUGUGUUCUGUAUGACCUUUGUGAAGAAUGUUAUUCUAGUUUUACUUUCAGAAUCUGUUCACCUUUGUACUGAAAAUUAAAUAUAACAUUUAUCAAGAUUGUA